AUGUCAAGGUCAUGUCAUGUCAAGAACAGAACGAUAGUGGUGAUUUUCAUUGUGGGAUAUCCAAGCGAUGCUGUUGAAUUGAAAAGUGUUUUAGAUGAGAGUGAGCUGCAUGAUGAUAUUCUGUUAACAACAAUCCGAGAAACAUAUUCAAAUCUUCCGUUGAAGACUCAUUCACUAUUUCAAUAUAAGGAAUAUUUUUGCAAAAAUGCGCUCUACUUGGCGAAAACCGAUGACGACGUGGUGAUUGAUACCGAUCGAUUGGUCAGUUCACUGGAUCGAUUCCGGGGUGAAAAUUCAAUUUUUGGGUAUCUCUAUGAGGGUGCUAUACCAAAAAGGAAUCCUCAAAACAAAUGGUAUGUUACUGUAGAGAGAUAUCAACGCAGCAAGUACCCUAACUACGUUGCUGGCGGUUUCUAUCUGGUCACAUCGGAUGCAGUUGGUAAAAUAUUAAGGAAUGUUAAUAAAACAUCGUGGAUUCAUAUUGAAGACUUACUCUUCACGGGUUUGAUUCCGUCACUGAGACUUCCUGGAUAUUGGCCUUGUGAUGCGAACAAUCAACCUUUCUUAAUAGCCGAGCAUGAUGACGGUCCAAUGGACGCUAAAAUAUUCGUGCAGAAAUACGAUCGUCUAAAGAAAAUCAAAUGCUCUAAAUUGCCGUUUAUGAUAUUUUCAUUAGUUUGUACCCAUUUGAAUAUUUGCUUUUGA
Molecule: messenger RNA, 705 nt
Organism: Anisakis simplex (herring worm)
Lineage: Eukaryota; Metazoa; Nematoda; Chromadorea; Rhabditida; Anisakidae
Source: the annotation of a GenBank genome assembly